Xenopus laevis (African clawed frog) is the source of this 1775-nucleotide messenger RNA. It is a transcript of the gene stmn2.S, whose product is annotated as stathmin 2 S homeolog. Gene Ontology annotation, biological process: neuron projection development; regulation of microtubule polymerization or depolymerization; microtubule depolymerization. The record is from RefSeq and is marked provisional. Gene Ontology annotation, molecular function: tubulin binding. Lineage: Eukaryota; Metazoa; Chordata; Amphibia; Anura; Pipidae. Gene Ontology annotation, cellular component: neuron projection; growth cone; membrane.
GCUGUAGCUGGUUUCUUCACAUUCACAGCUCCUGAGCAUCUCUUCCCAGCACCAUGGCUAAAACAGCAAUAGCCUACAAGGAGAAGAUGAAGGAACUGUCCAUGCUGUCUCUGAUCUGUUCUUGUUUUUACCCUGAACCCCGCAAUAUCGCUGCAUACACGUUUGAUGACAUGGAAGUCAAGCAGCUUAACAAGCGUGCAUCGGGCCAGGCUUUUGAACUGAUUUUGAAACCGCCAUCUCCAGUCUCUGAAGCUCCCCGAACCCUUGCCUCUCCAAAGAAGAAGGAUGUUUCUCUAGAAGAGAUUCAGGCCAAGCUGGAAGCAGCAGAGGAAAGACGAAAGUCUCAGGAAGCCCAAAUCCUGAAGCAACUUGCAGAGAAGCGAGAGCAUGAGAGAGAAGUGCUCCAAAAGGCCCUGGAAGAGAAUAACAACUUCAGCAGAAUGGCAGAGGAGAAACUAGUACUCAAAAUGGAACAGAUCAAAGAAAACCGUGAAUACUACUUAGCUUCCCUAAUGGAACGUCUCAAGGAGAAGGAAAGGCAUGCCGCCGACGUGCGCAAAAACAAGGAACAACUAGAACUUUCCGGCUGAAAACCAUACCGCCAUUAGUAACUUCCUUGCCUAUAUAAUUACGGAUCAUGCGAUAUCAGUAUGGAAAAAUGUAUGACAUCAAAAAAAUUAAACAUUAAAAAAGAAACAAAAAAAAAAAAUACAAGAACUCAUAAAAUAAAAACAAAAGAAAAAAAAACAAAAAGAAAAAAAUUGCGGUCUCUUUGCAGAAUGAUUUGCUUGAUGUUUAAAAAUAAAUAAAUUUGGGUCUUUUUUUGUAAAUAUUUACAUUUUUGUUAAAAAAUACAAGUAUUGCAUUAUGCAAGUUAUUUCAUAAUCUUCCAUGCCCUGUAACAGGCUUUUGGUGUUGUCUAUUAACUCUUCGAUGAAUUUGCCGAACCUUUCCAAGAUGCCCAUGUCUAAUCUCAUUCCCUGCCGCCUUCUUUUUUUGCAUUCAGAACACGACGCCAGAAGAAAUUAAUAGGAGGGAUGCCAGCCAUUAACUCGCCAUUAUAUCGAUUUUGUAAGCUUCACACUUUGUUAAACACAUCUUUCUAUCUGAAUUGCCGCAGUUAUUCGUUGGUGUCCGCAGGAUAAAAUAAACUAGCGUAACCACAACUGAUUUGUCCAAGUUUGUCAGGUCUCUGAAGCAGGUAUAGCCAAGCUGUGGAACUCUAGACAGUCUAUCCCGGCUCUAGAGCUUUCUAAGUAUAGGUUAAUAUAUUAUUAAGCUGGAUGCUGAAUGCAGAACACAAAACAAUCAGUUGGAAUUUGUCUUACAAAUAUAAUGGCUUUAGAGUUCCAUCAAUGCCUACUAAAACUAUUGUACCUCUUAAUCAAGUUAGCCUAUCUGUUACUCUGGAAACAACAUUGUGUUUCCUGUUAAUGCGCUCUAGGGAUCAUGUGUAGGCUUAAUAAUGGAGUCUGUAAGAGAACUGCUGAGCUUUUAAAGGCUGGACAUCCACGUCCGAGCAACAGUUCUAAUUCUUCUUCAGCAAAAAAAAAAAAUUGAAAUCAGUAAAUCUACAGGGAUUAUUAGACAGGGUGCACGUGCCAAGUACGGAAUUCCUAAUCAAGUUACCACGACGUAAACCUAGUUCCAGUUUUUGAAGUUGUUCCUAACUAUGGAAGUUUCUGCCUGCCUAUUCUACUCUUCAUUAGUGCUAUUUCCUGUAUGUCAUUGUGAGCAAGCUGUGAUAAAUAAAGAAUCGGGGUUCUGUGAACUGA